UAAAUCAUGUUUUUAGAAAAUUUCAGUUCAAAUAAUGUAGAAUUGUUAUAUUUGGCAAAUUAUGCUUUUAUUUUGUAAAAGUCUUCUCUGUCCACUCUUGUUCCACGUCACAUCCGCCUCUACAAUCCCCCUCGGCUGCUCUCGCGAGACUUCCGCUGCAGUCAAGUCUCGCAGUGAUGGCUGCUCCUCCCGACGCGGAGACGCUGGAGUCUCGUAUCAACAGAGCUACCAACCCGCUGAACAGAGACACAGACUGGAGCAGCAUCAACGCCUUCUGUGACCAGCUCAACAAUGACUCAAAGGGACCUCAGCUGGCCACCAGGCUCCUGGCCCACAAGGUCCAGUCUCCACAGGAGUGGGAGGCCAUGCAGGCUCUGCUGGUUCUGGAAACGUGUAUGAAAAACUGUGGGAAAAGGUUUCACAGUGAAGUCGGCAAGUUCCGUUUUCUGAAUGAACUCAUCAAAGUAGUUUCUCCAAAGUACCUGGGCUCACGGUCACCAGAGCCAGUGAAAAACAAGGUUCUGGAGUUAAUCUACAGCUGGACUUUGGGGUUACCUGACGAGGGCAAGAUCACAGACGCUUAUCAGAUGCUGAAGAAACAAGGUAUAAUUAAACAAGACCCAGAGCUUCCUCCUGACAAACUACUGAACCUUCCUCCACCCAGACCCAAGAACGCCAUUUUUGAGGAUGAGGAGAAGUCAAAAACGCUAGCUCGUCUGUUGAAUAGUUCACAUCCUGACGACUUGAAAGCCGCCAACAAUCUUAUCAAGGAAAUGGUCCAGGAGGAUCAGAAGCGAGCAGAAAAGGUGUCAAAGCGGGUCAACGCCAUUCAGGAGGUGAAGGAGAGCGGCGCUCUGCUGACUCAGCUCCUGCAGGACUACGACAGCACAGCGAGCAAUCCCAGCAAUGAUGAACUCGUACAGGACCUGUACCAGCGCUGUGAGAAGAUGAGACCGACACUGUUCAGACUGGCGAGCGACACAGAGGAUAACGACGAGGCUCUGGCGGAGAUCCUCCAGGCCAACGACAGUCUGACUCACGUCAUCAACCUCUACAAACAGCAGGUGAAGGGGGAGAUAGUAAAUGGCAACAACACAUUAAACACUCAGAAACAAACAGGCGGAGGGACAGCCCUGCUCGAUCUGUCAGGGUUGGACACGUCACCCCAGUCGCCGCCAUCCUUCCCAGAAUUUCCCACUCCGACAGACGGCUUCACCGCCCCCACACAGGAGAUGGGGAUAAGUCUCCUUGACGACGAGCUCAUGUCCCUCGGUUUAAGUGAAGGAACACACACCUCCAACCCUCCUGACGACUCCACGGCCUGGGACUCCUUCCAAUCUUCUGACAGCAUAGAGGCCGACAUCCCUGCAGCACCAAGUCUCCUCCUGACUCCGGACCCCCCCUCCCAACCUCAGCCCCUGUCAUCUGGCUCCACCCCGGUUAACUCUGCCCUGGACGAGCUCGACCUGCUGGGGAAGACGCUGAUGCAGCAGUCCCUGCCUCCAGAGGGGCUGCAGGUCAAAUGGGACAAGCACCAGUCCAAACCAACACUAAGAGACCUCCAGAGCAAGUCUGGACCCAACAUCACCCCAAACCCAAUCCCAGUGUUCUCCUCUGAACAUCCUGCACCGCUCCUCAACUCCCCCAUCCUGGGAACGACGUUGCUGGAUAUUCUACAAACUCAAACAGAGACGCCUCCUGCUGAAAUCACCCUGACUGAUGUUUUUGUACCAUUAGAAUCCAUUAAGCCCAGUAGUCUGUUACCUGUGACCGUGUUUGACAAACACAGUCUGCGGGUUCUCUUUCAUUUCGCCCGUGACUCGCCUCCAUCUCGCCCUGAUGUGCUGGUGGUGAUCAUCUCCAUGCUGUCCUCGGCCCCCGCCCCCGUCACCGACAUAAACCUGGAGACGACAGCUCCAAAGUCUAUGGCAGUGAAGCUGCAGCCUCCAUCGGGCACUGAGCUCCCGGCUUUCAACCCCAUCCUUCCUCCUGCAGCCGUCACACAGAUCCUGCUGCUGGCAAACCCAAACAAGGAGAAAGUGCAGCUCCAGUACAGAUUGACCUUCAGCUUGGGGGAGCAGGAGCACAGCGAGAGCGGCAGUCUAGAACAGUUUCCUUCUCCGGACACGUGGGGGAAUCUAUAGCAUUUGAACACAACCAGACAGACUCUGCCUUCACACUGAAGCUUCCUUCUAAAAACCAACCCGACACUCAACUUUUCCUCUCUGCUCACUUUCUUUGCUUGGUAUUUGAUUGUUUUCCCUGGAUUACGCUCACGCUCCGUCUGUGUAAUGUGCGUAUGCUUUGCUCUAAAUGAGUCGUGUCUGUUGUUUGUGGCGGCUUCAAAACAAACCUGUAACUGCUUCCCCCCCGAAGCUGUUGCAGUCUUGUCAUCUUUUUAACAAACAGUGCUGAGAAAGAAGAAAACAACGACGUGGGGAUAUUUGACAACUUAGUUUGCCCGAUUCUUUUGUUUGUUUUCUUUUUUCAGCCAAGGCACAGAGUCAAUUAAAAGUUCUGUUUACGUUUCUCUCUGCUUGUUCUGCAGACACAAUGAAACACAAUGCUUCACACAAUCCAGAACACCAGGAGGGAAGUAAUGAGCUUUACAUUGACGCAGCUCUAAUCUUCCUUUCAAAACAACUGUACACAAUCACACCUCCUUCUCGUGACGUCUGUUUUUGUGAUGAGUGAAAAGUUCUUAACACGUUUUCAUUUGCACAGAGAAUGUUUUUCUUUUUCUUCUUUCUUUGCGUUAGCUUAUAUGUAAAGAACAAAAGAUUAUGUAACAUCAGAGUUGUUUAUUAUCUGCCACAUGUGCCUAUUUUGCAGUUCAAACUUUAGCGUUUAGUCAUUUGGAUGGAUUUAUUUUUUCCAUCCGUUUACUUGUCAGUCAUAUUGGUUCUGUAGUUUGUCUGCAACUUUAUAACCUUAAAUUGUUAAUAUAUUCAAAGUGUUCAGUGAUAUGAAAGUUCAAUUUAGUCAAAUCUUUACUUAAGCUGGAGGUUGAGGUUUAUGAUUUAAACAUAUGCAAACUGAGCUGCACACGGGUGCUUCUCCUGCUCAGUGUCUCAAACAUGACCAACUCUCUGCGAUGCAUGUCGGCUGCCAGAACACCUCCUCCCCCACAGCUCCCCAACCACGGUCCACUGCACUAAUCUCCAAUAUGACGGCCUUGUAAAUACCAAUGAUGACAGUUCUGUUGUGUACAAUUGACUUGUGCAAUGUGCAAGAGCAUAACAAUGGUAAAAAUAUUCCAAAUGGCUAAUAAAGUUUUUUCUUGGUGA
Hippoglossus stenolepis (Pacific halibut) is the source of this 3287-nucleotide messenger RNA. Its product is annotated as ADP-ribosylation factor-binding protein GGA1. The transcript has 17 exons. NCBI's taxonomy places the organism in Eukaryota, Metazoa, Chordata, Actinopteri, Pleuronectiformes, Pleuronectidae. Gene Ontology annotation, biological process: intracellular protein transport; vesicle-mediated transport. Gene Ontology annotation, cellular component: trans-Golgi network. The coding region runs from base 177 to 2144 and encodes 655 amino acids. Gene Ontology annotation, molecular function: ubiquitin binding; phosphatidylinositol binding; small GTPase binding. The record is from RefSeq and is a predicted model, not a curated record.